This is a messenger RNA of Amaranthus tricolor (Joseph's coat), 857 nucleotides long. RefSeq names its product early nodulin-93-like. The coding region runs from base 201 to 533 and encodes 110 amino acids. The record is from RefSeq and is a predicted model, not a curated record. Lineage: Eukaryota; Viridiplantae; Streptophyta; Magnoliopsida; Caryophyllales; Amaranthaceae. The transcript is spliced from 4 exons.
AUUAUUAGCAUAGCCCACCGAAAUUGGCCGCCGAUGGGAAAGAGUAAGACUAACAAUACAAUUCAACGUUGUUGUCUACCUCCUCUUUCCAAGGGAAGGACGAUACUUGUAUAUAUAUAAACCGAAAUAUCCAUCUCAACCUUCCCAUCUUCUAUCGAUCUAUUUAUACAAAAAGUAAAGAAAAACCCAGAAAUUAGAUCAUGGGAAUCAUAAAUGAAAUCAUGGAUCAGAGAAUAAACACCAAAAAGUUGUCAUCUUUUAUAAUUCCUUCUCCUCUUGAAGCCAAGAAAUCUCGAGAUCAAUGCACCCAAGAGGGAGUUAUAGCUGGAACUAAAGCUGCUGCAGUUACUGGUGUUGUUACUGCUAUUCCCACGCUACUGGCUUGCCGUGUGAAUCCAUGGGCGAAGGCUAACCUUAAUUAUACGGCUCAAGCACUCAUCAUAUCUGCAGCAUCCAUUGCUGCGUAUUUCAUAACCGCUGACAAAACUAUACUCGAGUGUGCACGAAGAAAUGCAGAAUAUAAAAAACCUUAGGAGUUGCAGAAGGCAAUAUUUGAGGUUAUGUUAUCAGCAGGCUUAUCAGGGCUCCACUGCCAAGCCAAGUCUUUUUUGAAGGACAAAUUGACCACCUACAUCCUGUUAUUGUUGUAAAAUUUAAGAUAAAAAAAAAAAAAAAAAAAAAAAAAAAAAACCAGUUUUUGAUAUUCUUCUUUAGGCUUUAUAAUUUUGCUUAUAGGUUUGCUGAGAUGGUUUCCAUUUGUAAUUUAUUUUGACAAUCAAAAGCCUGUAUACAAAUUAUGAUCAUUUAUUUAUGUGUCUGACUUCAGAAUUCAAAAUUAUUUAGGGGUAUUUCUAUAA